Molecule: messenger RNA, 1711 nt
Organism: Elaeis guineensis (African oil palm)
Lineage: Eukaryota; Viridiplantae; Streptophyta; Magnoliopsida; Arecales; Arecaceae
Source: RefSeq, a predicted model, not a curated record
UACCGUCUCUCUUCAAAUGGAGUCCCGCUCUUUAAACGCUGUGUCUCUUUCCACCGUCAUUCUUCCGUCACGACGCGGCCUUCCCCAUUCUCCGCUUCUCCGCCGCCGUCCCCUAACCCUCUCCCGCGGUUAGGCUUGGUGUUAGGAUUAGGGUUUUGACGAAAUGCUCCUCUCCGGCCUCCUCCUCCCCCUUCCUCUCCAAACCCCCAACCCUUCCCUUCCCCCUAUCUCCACCGCCUCCCUCAGGCCCCGCGCCUCCACGAUCCGCCGCGCCGGUGGCGGCGGAAGCGGUGCCGUCCCCCGCCUUGCCCUCCGCCGCCGGUUGGAAGUCCGGGCCCUGGACGCCGCCCAGCCGUUCGACCACGAGUCUCGGGCCUCCGACCUCCUCGAACGCCGCUCCAAGCUCAAGAUCGCCAUUAUCGGCUUCGGCAACUUCGGGCAGUUCCUCGCCCACACUUUCGCUCGCCAGGGCCACGCCCUCCUCGCCCACUCCCGCUCCGACUACUCCGACGCCGCCCGCUCCCUCGGCGUCUCCUUCUUCCGCGAUGCCCACGACCUCUGCGAGGAGCACCCCGAUGUUGUCCUCCUCGCCACCUCCAUCCUCUCCACUGGCGCGGUCCUCCGCUCCCUCCCCAUCCAGCGCCUCCGCCGCAAUACCCUCUUCGUCGAUGUUCUCUCCGUCAAAGAAUUCCCCAAGAACCUCUUUCUCCAGCUUCUCCCGCCAGGUUUCGACAUUCUCUGUACUCACCCCAUGUUCGGCCCUGAAAGCGGCAAGGCCAGCUGGGCCGGCCUGCCGUUCGUGUACGACAAGGUCCGGAUUGGCGAUGCUAAUGGCCGUGCCGACCGCUGCCAGCGAUUCCUUGACAUCUUCGAGCGUGAAGGCUGCCGGAUGGUGGAGAUGUCCUGCACUGACCAUGAUGAGAAUGCUGCUGAAAUACAGUUCUUGACUCACACUGUGGGUAGGAUUCUCGCGAAGCUGGACCUCAAGUCGACACCAAUUAACACUAAGGGGUAUGAGACGCUGCUCAAUCUGGUGGAGAACACUUGUAGUGAUAGUUUUGAGCUGUACAAUGGGUUGUUCAUGUACAACAAAAAUUCCACGGAGCUACUUGAUAGAUUGGAUGUCGCAUUCGAUUCGUUGAAGAAGGAGCUGUUUGGGAAUUUGCAUGAUAUACUCAGGAAGCAGCUGUUCAAGAGCACUCAGAGUUCUUUAGAAAGGGCUAAUAAUUGAAGUAGAAGCGUCUAUUAUUGUGCCAGCAAUAUAUGUUCACCAAACUAUUCAUUAGCUGUGAUAUAAUUUUUCAUCGAGGAGAUGUCAUGGAUUCUUGAUGGUUGAAAAGCUUAGAAACUGAACUGGUGACCAGAAGAGUGCAAGGUAUCAUUGUGCUCUGGCUAGGGAUCUUAUGAUAGCUAAUUGCAAUCCUAUGAUGGCAACUUUCUGCACUGAGGUAGUAAAUACUAUUUUAACAGAAAUGUAAAUACUUACCAUGUUACAGUUUUUGGUGAUACAAGACCUUUAGAAUUCAAGCAUCCAUUAUUUUGAAUUAGUGAGAAAUGAUUUGGGGACAAGAACUCCUAAGCAAAUGGCUUAGCUUGGAUUGCAACCAGUAUCAAAGUAUUACCUCAUAUAGCGGAUACUGAUCAAUGGAAAGGCCUGUGUAUAGUUUUAUAUACCACUAUUUCUUGAAAAUUGUAAUCAUUAUUAAUAUCA